Lodderomyces oxycetoniae is the source of this 390-nucleotide messenger RNA. RefSeq lists its product as uncharacterized. Lineage: Eukaryota; Fungi; Ascomycota; Pichiomycetes; Serinales; Debaryomycetaceae. The coding region runs from base 1 to 390 and encodes 129 amino acids. The record is from RefSeq and is a predicted model, not a curated record. Gene Ontology annotation, cellular component: extracellular region. The transcript has a single exon.
AUGCUUCAAGAGCAUAACAAAAAGAGAAGUGUUCAUGGUGCACAGAAAUUACGUUGGUCAAUCGAGGUUUUCAACUAUGCUGCUCAAUUUGCUCAAGAAUACAACUGCUCUGGUACAUUGCAACAUUCGGGUGGGAAAUACGGAGAAAAUUUAGCUUACGGUUAUACUCCAAUUGGUGCAAUUAACGCAUGGUAUGAAGAAGGUGAUAACUACCCUUAUGGCUCAGAGAGUAUUUACAAUCACUUCACAGCUUUGAUUUGGAAUGAUACAAACUCCAUUGGUUGUGCAUAUAAAAGUUGUCCCAAUGGUGCAUUGUACAUUACUUGCAACUAUAACCCGCCAGGAAACGUUAUUGGCUAUUGUUCAAAAAACGUCUUCCCGCCUAUUUGA